Leguminivora glycinivorella is the source of this 3210-nucleotide messenger RNA. Its product is annotated as DNA helicase MCM9-like. Gene Ontology annotation, molecular function: single-stranded DNA helicase activity; ATP binding; single-stranded DNA binding. The record is from RefSeq and is a predicted model, not a curated record. NCBI's taxonomy places the organism in Eukaryota, Metazoa, Arthropoda, Insecta, Lepidoptera, Tortricidae. Bases 57 to 2951 code for a protein of 964 amino acids. Gene Ontology annotation, biological process: double-strand break repair via homologous recombination. The transcript is spliced from 12 exons. Gene Ontology annotation, cellular component: MCM complex; nucleus.
UCGCACACAAUGCCGCUCAAAACAAAAACAGUUUUAUAUUUUACUGAACAUAUAAAAUGAUUUUAGAAUACGUGCUAAAGUACCACCUCCAAGAUUGUAUCGAUAUUCUUACGGAAGAAGAUAUAUUAGCAUUCUACAGUAUAAAAAUCGAUUUUUUAAAGCUGUUCGAGAUAUAUCCAGAUAUAGGCGAUAAAGUCCUUUGUAGUCCUGUGGACAAUCUGCCACAAUGCCACGAAGACAUAAUAAAAGCGCAACAAUAUAUACUGGAGCAAAGCGAAUACAAGUCUACCAUCGAGAAGCUACCUCACUGCUCAUUGAAGAAAAAUGUCCACGCUCGUAUCUUUGGACUUCCCGUUUGUCCUGAGCUACAUCGAACAAUAUUUCCGAAAAAUGUGGACUUAGGCUGCUUUUUGAAAGUGACUGGGACAAUUGUAAGAGUAACUCAAGCUAAAAUGUUGGAAUACCAGCGCAAGUAUGUUUGUGUAAAAUGCAAGUUUGAGAACUGUGUGCAAGCGGAGUUUGAGCACAGGUAUGUUCUGAAGGCUCCUUCAAGAUGUGGCAAUGAUGAAGCUAGGUGCAAGAGUUCAACUUUCACACAAGUGAACUUGGUCUCAAGAGAGCACUGCAAGGAUUAUCAGGAAAUUAAAAUUCAAGAGCAAGUAAAUAAACUUGGCAUAGGCACCAUACCCGGCUCCAUGUGGGUAGUGCUGGAGGAUGACCUUGUAGACUCCUGCAAACCUGGAGAUGAUGUUCAUAUCUGUGGAACAGUUCGUCGCCGCUGGCGCCCCGCCGUCCAAGCCAAGCAGUCAGAGGUAGAAUUGGUGCUGCAGGCCAACUAUCUCGAGGUGUGCAACGCUCAGAAGUCAGAGGUCCUAGCCGCCGCUCCCGAUGUUAAAGAGUGCUUUGACGAGUUCUGGGCAAAGUAUGAGGCUUGCCCUCUGAAGGGUAGGGACCAGAUCUUAAAGUCAGUUUGUCCACAGGUGUACGGCUUAUAUUCAGUAAAGCUGGCGUUGCUGCUUACUGUGCUGACGGGCGCGGGCGCGGCGGGCGCGGAAGCGGAGACGAAGAGCGGCGCGGGCGACGACAGCAUCACGCGCGUGCGCGGACAGUGCCAUCUGUUGCUAGUGGGAGACCCAGGAACGGGAAAAUCGCAGUUGCUCCGUGCGGGCGCUACACUGGCGGCGCGCGCUGUCCUGACUUCGGGCGCCGGCAGUACGCGAGCCGGGCUCACCUGUUCGGCGCUCAGGGAAGGAGGCGAGUGGCAGCUAGAAGCGGGCGCGCUAGUGCUCGCCGACGGAGGAGUGUGCUGUGUCGACGAGCUGGCCCAGCUGAGGCCGCACGACCGCGCCGCCGUGCACGAGGCCAUGGAGCAACAGACCGUCUCCGUCGCUAAGGCAGGUAUCGUAUGCAAGUUGAACACGCGUUGCGCCGUGGUGGCAGCGUGUAACCCGCGCGGCCGCUACGAGCCGACGGAGCCGCUGCAGCACAACGUUGCGCUGGGGACGCCUCUGCUCAGCAGAUUUGACUUAAUUUUCAUUCUGCUAGACACGAAGAAUAAGGCUUGGGACAAGCUCGUCUCUUCUUAUAUAUUAUUCGGCGGUGCUCAGGCCAUGGAUAGCAAAAAACAAUGGAGUAUUGAAAAACUGCAGAUGUACAUCGGGCUCGUAGGAGGCGUGCACACAGAAAUGACAGCGGCGGCCAACACGAUAUUGCGCGCCUACUACAUGUCGCAACGACGCGCCGCGACGCGCGACCCGUCGCGCACUACUGUUCGCAUGCUGGACAGCCUCGUCAGGUUAUCCCAGGCGCACUGCCGGCUGAUGCGGCGCACCCGCAUCCUGCCGGCGGACGCGGUGACGGCCGUGGCGCUCGUGGACCUCUCCAUGCAGGACUGCGCGCUGGCCGACACCACCGACGCGCUGCACGACUCCUUCCACAAGCAUCCCGACUUCCACUACCUCGCCACCGCUCGCACGCUCCUCACAAAACUCAACCUCCACGAGAUCUGGCAAAACGAACUCCUCACCUACGCCAAACUCCUCCAAGUCGAUCGACAAACUCUAGAAAGAGACAUAGAAAACAAAAGCACCAAGCUCUUCGAAAAAUUCAAUGAUGUCUCCGAUGACAACAUCCCCCUAUCAUCCACUCUAGUCACGAGCUCGUAUUUCAAAAAGAAAAACGAAGACCAAAUUGAAUUUGUAAACGAUACUGACGAUAGACCAGUAUUCGAUAGAAGGGAUAAUGUCAACGAAAAGUUUGCAGCGACUUUGAAAAAACAUGCGGCUCUUAAUAAACUUGAGAGAAAACCACCUCCAGUACAGAAAUCAAGGAAAAGGAAAAGAAAGGAAAAUGUAAAUAAUCAAAAAUUAGGUAAAAAGAAAAGCGAUAAAUCCGGAAAAAAACAAUUUUUUGACAGUAUUUCCGACAGUGACUCAGAAGAACAAAAUACGACCAUUAAUUUGAAUGGUGUACCCAGUGUCAACGAUAUUUUUAAUGAAAUUGGUAUAGAUUUUAAUUUUGAUGACAGUGGAAAAAGUAAUGCACUCAUAGAAAAUAGUGACACUGCUACAGAUGACAAGGAAGAUUCAAACAAGUCAUAUGUAUAUGACAAAGAUACUGAAGCAAUAGUGACUAAAGAAGACAAAUCAAGUAAAUCAUUAAUCGAAAAUAAAAAUCGUGAAAAGGAUCAUACGAGUACAGUAAAACCUAAUACUUCUUCUAAUACUAUAAGUAAAUUAAAACAAUUUCAGUGCGUGGAAAAACAUGAUAUUAGUAAAUACGAAGAAAAAGUAAACACAAUCACAGUACACAAAGAAAAUGAAGUAGUUGUUAAAUUGGAGAAUGCGUCAGAUUCCUUACAUAACACGAGUUACGCAAGUAAGAAAUCUGUUACUAGUUCUCAAAUGUCUAUAUUUGAAAGUUCGGAUUGUGAUAUUGAUUUAGAUAUAUAGGAAAAUAAAUGUAAAUCAUGUAUUUUUUACCUAUUACUUUUUUAUUUACUUUACCAGUGGGGUUGUGGCAUCGUGCCUAAAUGUAAUUGACGAUAACGAUUCCUCCGGUAUGAAGUAACCUAGUUAUGUGUAUGUACGGAUGUACCUACAGUUAGUUUAAAAUAUCGUUAUAGAGAUAACGGUAAAAUAGUGGAAUAUAGAAAUAGGGCAUAACGAGAUUAAUCAAGCGAAGGGGUUUUCCGGUCCCUGGUUUGUAUAC